This is a messenger RNA of Sporothrix brasiliensis 5110, 843 nucleotides long. RefSeq lists its product as uncharacterized. The transcript is spliced from 2 exons. The coding region runs from base 1 to 843 and encodes 280 amino acids. The record is from RefSeq and is a predicted model, not a curated record. Lineage: Eukaryota; Fungi; Ascomycota; Sordariomycetes; Ophiostomatales; Ophiostomataceae.
AUGCUCACCCGUCUCCAGGCGCUCACCAAGGAAAACCCCAUACUCGACACGAGUGGUAUACCUCGCGGCACAAAUACAGUUUCGGAGGGCGUGGCCCCUGAUGACUGGGUUGAAUGGGCCGACUUUACAUACGAAAAUCUAACUGCCAUCUUUUCGACGCGUUUGGGAAGACGCGGCAGCGGCGUACUCUACACCCCUGAUAUUCCCGAUGGCGGUCCGCAGUCUUAUGACACCGGCACCGGCUAUUUUCCGCCGAGUACUGAGUACGCGACGGACCGGGCCGAAUCCUAUCUCCCAGCCGACUCCACCGGCAUGGUUGAUGAAAAUGUCAGUGGCGACCACAGUGGGGGUGACGACGGAAGCGAGAGAAACGAAAGCGAAGGCAGGGACGACGGCAAUGACGGUAACGAUGACGACGAUGACAGCGAAUCAAUCUUACUCCACGAUAUGUCCCAGCUUGACGCCUCCCUUGGUGGGCAUACCGACGCCACCAGUACACACCCCCAGAUGCCCGUAUAUGUGCAGGCAACCCAUGAAAAGAGUCAUGCCGGCCCCUCGCGGUGGUCUGAGGCACAUGUGGACAACCAAGUUCCCGGAGGUCCCAGUAUCGUGGCCUCCAGCAGAAGCGAUGCAGGGACGGCUGCUGCUAGAGCGCAGUCUACUGUAUCGGACGACCGGCGGAGAAUCCCCGUAACAAUUCAAAAACAUUUUAUGGGGCGUGGGUUGUACUAUGUUGACACCCGCAAUCGAAAGCAGGACACCUCAGCGUCCAAGUGGAAAAAGGUGAAAGGGGGGUAUGAGCUUCACACGAAGAAGAACAUAUACUUCACUGAGCACUUUUAG